Molecule: messenger RNA, 926 nt
Organism: Rana temporaria (common frog)
Lineage: Eukaryota; Metazoa; Chordata; Amphibia; Anura; Ranidae
Product: glutathione S-transferase P 1-like
Exons: 7
Coding region: 130-855 (241 amino acids)
Biological process (GO): glutathione metabolic process
Cellular component (GO): cytosol
Molecular function (GO): glutathione transferase activity
Source: RefSeq, a predicted model, not a curated record
CCCACUUGUGCAAUCAAUCAGAGUGCUGCUUAUAAGAGCUAAUCCUGCUUUAUAAAGAGGGUCUUGCUAUACUGCCAGUGCACUGUGAGUGUAACAUUUUUCCUGUAGCGUCCAUCCAUACCAGCAAACAUGCCUGGAUACGCAAUUGUGUAUUUUAAUGCCAGAGGUCCGACAGCUUCUCUAACGCGGAGACAAUGGUCAAAGAUCCUGGUAAGCAGUGCCCCUUGCAUCGGAAACCACAUCCCCCUCCUAAAAUGCAGAGCCUUCAGAAAGAAAACCCUGCAGACCGCAAGGCCUUCCUCAAGGAGAACCACAUCUGCUACAGGUUCUGCUUUUCAAACCUCUCACCUCGCCAAGGACUGUAAGAUGUUUGGUCAACUUCCAGGAUUUAAGGAUGGAGACUUCACUAUGUAUCAGUCAAAUGCCAUUCUCCGUCAUCUUGCUAGGAAUCAUGGUAUUUAUGGAAAAACUCCCAUUGAGGCUGCACAGAUAGACAUGGUAAAUGAUGGAGUGGAAGAUCUCAGGCUGAAGUACAGCCAUCUCAUCUAUCAAAACUAUGAAAAUGGAAAAGAAGAUUAUAUUAAGGCUCUUGCCACUGAAUAUGGUCAUUUUGAGCGCAUCCUUUCAAAAAAUAAUGGUGGAAAAAGCUUUCUUGUGGGGGAUCAGAUAUCUUUUGUGGACUAUAACCUUGUUGACCUGCUCAUGAACCACCAGGUGUUGGCUCCAGACAGCCUCUCGGGAUUCCCUCUCCUAUCUGCCUAUGUUACCUGUAUCUGUAGCCGUCCUAAGCUUCAAGCCUUCCUUUCCAGUGAUGCCCACAAAAAAAGGCCAAUCAAUGGCAAUGGCAAGCAGUGAAAUGUGGUGAAAUCAGGCAAUGUUUAAUGUUGGGCUAUGUCUUCAGCAAUAAACAAAACACAACACAGCAA